AUGUACAGCAGGAAAAAACAAGGGUCUCGAGGCAUGACGUACCUGCGAGGCUCCGCGAGCUAUGUGUGGAGUACAGGGUGCAUACUCGGGCGAGGUGCCACAGCCACUGUAUACCAAGGGGUGAAUAAGAAAACAGGUGACUUGGUUGCCGUCAAAACCUUCAACAAAGUUUCUCUGGAUCGUCCUCUCAACGUCCAGAUGAGGGAGUUCGAUGUGCUGAAGAAAGUCAAUCAUGAGAACAUCGUCAAACUCAUCGCGAUCGAGGAGGAACUCGAGAGCGCUUCAAAGAUUCUUGUAAUGGAGCUCUGCACGGGCGGAUCGCUGUUCUCAAUUUUGGACGAUCCGAUGAACUCGUACGGUCUCGAAGAAGAUGAGUUUCUGUUAGUGUUGAAGGAUUUGACGGCCGGAAUGAAACAUCUGAGGGACAACAACAUUAUUCACCGGGACCUGAAGCCGGGGAACAUCAUGAAAUACGUCGCUGAGAACGGACGAUCGAUAUACAAGCUGACCGACUUCGGCGCGGCUCGGGAACUCGAAGACGACCAACAGUUUAUGUCGCUGUACGGAACAGAAGAAUAUCUGCACCCGGCGAUGUACGAACGAGCUGUUCUACGAAAGCACGGCGACCAACGCUUCAGCUCGAACGUGGACCUAUGGAGCAUAGGCGUCACGCUGUACCACGUAGCUACCGGAAACCUUCCGUUCAGACCCUACGGUGGACGACGAAAUCGGGAAGUGAUGCAUUAUAUCACGACAAAGAAGGACUCGGGCGUUAUUUCAGGAGUUCAACGCGACCACACGACAUCGUCGAUCGAGUGGUCGCGAGAUCUACCGAAGAGUUGUCUGCUGAGCUCGGGGUUGCGCAAAUCCCUCGUUCCCGUUCUGGCAGGUCUGAUGGAGUGCGACAGCGGUAAGAUGUGGUCGUUCGAACGCUUCUUCAACGAAACUACGAAGAUACUCGCCGCGAAACGCAUCCACGUCUUCCACGUGAACGACUGCAAGGAAUACAUUCUGUACAUACUGAACGCCGCCGGCAAAAGCACCGCAGGCAGUCUGGCCGACGUCACGGAACACGUGCUCCGACAGAGUGGUGUUCUCUCGAAGAACCAACUACUUUUCUUCGAGCAGCAGCCGUUAGAACAAUACGCCAACGAUAACGCUGUGGUGCCCGAGACGACCGUAAUAAAUCCGGUUUUUCUGUUCAACACCGAAAAUCGCGACGUGGGAAUCGGUCUCACGUCAACCCUCGAGUUCGGGUCCCACGGUCCGUUCAAAUAUCCAGAUUUCAACCCGGCCGUAGCUCUCGACGAAGAUGCGGCUACCGCCAAGAGUUGGUGUAGUGUUAGCCAUGCGAUCAAACGGCAAAUAGAACGGCUGUCGAGGAUCUACGCUCAUCUUACGCGAGCGCCGUUGCACCUCUGCUCACACCUCGAAGACGAGAUCGUCAAGCUCAAGAGGCAACUGACCAUCGCACAAAUCAACUGCCGAGCUCUAGAGAGACAGAUCUCGCUUCUGGCUCGUAGCGAGAAGCACGUGGGAGACUUGGCGGAUCUGGUGCCGGCUCCUUGCUUCAUCCUCGACAGGAUGCGUUCUAUACUCGCCGAGAGGCAGAAGAACAUUUAUUCGGUGUCCGGGAGCUUGGAGAGAGUUGGAUGUGAGGUCAAAUCUUUGGAAGCGAAUAUCCUCGACGGUAAGAAACUGCAGAGAAGUUGGAAACUCCGAACCGCUGAAAUUCCACCGCUGACCGGCUGCGAUCAAAUAGCAGCAACUUACGUGAACAAAAUUCGAGAAAACUGGCAGGCCCUUGCUCGCGAUAAAGUCGCAAAGACGCUCUCAUACCAUGAUGAGCAAUUCCACGUGUUGGAAAAGCAUAAGAUGGCGCAGAUCAGUGCUCGGCUCAUGGCGCUCCUCCAGGAACAGAGCGUCCUGUUCACCUCGAGACUUGCUCAAAAACUUCAAAGUUGGUACCGCGAAGCCGUGGUCCUUCACCGUCAAACUCAGCAAAUCGUUCUCGCCCUCGGCUCGUUUGGCGAUAUGUCUCAAUGGUGCUUGCAAGCCAGUGAGACCGAAGACGAUUUCGAUCAUCUGGUCGGGCAAUUCGUGGAUCUUUUGAAAACGCAAUCGUCUGCCGCCAGCCAUAAUAAUAACGACGGACGCUGUCAAAAUAAGGAUCGUUCAGCUACAAAUCCGCUUCUCAGCGAACUGAAGGAGUUGAAACGGCAACAGUUUGAGAUCCUCCAAAUAGUCGACGACUCGCAGGCCAUCAUGUUCCGCAUGAUGAACAUUCCCACCGGAAACACGGUUGAUGACAAAACCGCCCCUGCUGACCGAGCCAGCAAUCCAACGAAUCUAUGAACUGGAAACGGCUUCUACGCGUGAUUUACAGUUACCGAUAUCGAAACGUCUU
Molecule: messenger RNA, 2407 nt
Organism: Galendromus occidentalis (western predatory mite)
Lineage: Eukaryota; Metazoa; Arthropoda; Arachnida; Mesostigmata; Phytoseiidae
Product: serine/threonine-protein kinase TBK1
Exons: 10
Coding region: 1-2355 (784 amino acids)
Biological process (GO): peptidyl-serine phosphorylation
Cellular component (GO): cytoplasm
Molecular function (GO): ATP binding; protein serine/threonine kinase activity
Source: RefSeq, a predicted model, not a curated record